AUGGACACACAUGACGUCUCAGACGUUCCAGAAUAUUUCCAGGCCCUUCUCAAGUACAAAAAGCAACUUCAAGAUGCCAAAUCUCGCAAAGGACAGCGCCCUCAGGGGAGACGACCCCGGGAAGAAAUCAUAAUGAAGCACAUGUUUAGUAUGAUGACGCUGCGGGCUCAACCGAGCAGUGGAUUCAAUCUGCGGUCAACAUUCGUGCCGGCGGCCUAUACUCCCUGCAUCAAUGCCUUCUCCGACCUGAAGGAAAUCAUGAUCAAAGAUCUUCUCCUUGAAACACACCACAGAGGCACCUACCUUCGACUGAAGUCAAUCACCCCGCCGACUAAAAUGACUGCGAUCAUGACCAUUGUGGAGGACAAGAAUAAGGAUGUCGUUGUAUUGCAGCUGUACCACCAAGAGGGGGAGAAUGACCGAUCGAUCGAAGACAUUGUAGGAGAAGGAACGACCCUGAUUGUACGAGAUCCAUACCUCAAGACGAUGUCUGAUGGAGAGUAUGGGCUCCGUGUCGACCAUGUCUCCGAUGUCAUAUACCUCCCACCGUACGAUGAAAGAGUUCCAGAUUGUUGGCAACUAAAAAGCACCGAGCUUAACACCUCAGUCGAUGCCUGGAAGACCCAAGGGAACGACAAAUUCAAAGAGGCCAAGUACAGAGCUGCCAUUGAAUGCUACACGAAAGCCCUCGAUUGUUCCCCAACAGAAGAAGAGACUCACACCAUCAAGGUCAAUCGAGCUCUAGCCUUCCUUAAGGUUAGACGAUUCGAUGCCGCUCUUACUGAUCUGGAAUCUGAGUCGCCUCCUCCAAAGCCAACCGAGAAGGCUCUGUACAACAAGGCACUGGCGUUGUACAACCUUCAGAGGUAUCGAGAAUGCUCUGAGGUUCUCAAAACUCUCCGUUUGGCUUAUCCAAAUAAUGUGGCUGCCAAAGAUAGAUUCACUCGCACCAUCCAGCGGCUUGCAGAGCAAGAGAGCGGCAGGUACAAAUUCAAGGACUUGCGCACGGAAGCUGCCAAAUUGCGCCCGCCACACUUGGAUCAUGCCACAUAUACGGGUCCAGUAUGUAUCAGAACAUCGGGUGACCGGGGCCGCGGUCUCUUUACCACAAAAGCAGUCAAGGCUGGCGAGCUACUUUUGUGUGAGAAAGCCUUCGCGCAUGCCUUCGUUGAUCCUGAAAAGGGAGCUGUGGACGGGAAUAUGACUCUGCUGAUUAACGCGGAAACUGACACCAUAACCAUGGGAGCUCAGCCAGAACUCAUCCAGUUGAUCGUCCAGAAGUUGUAUCGGAACCCGUCCUUGGCCCCAGUCAUCACCAGUCUUCAUCACGGCUCAUACGAACCUGUCAAUGUUUCUGAGGUUGAUGGAACCCCAGUGGUUGAUACAUUCCUCGUGGAGCGGAUCAUAAGCCUGAACGGCUUCGGUUGCCCAAUUUUGUCUCGCGAGUCUCAUAUACGUGCUCUGAACGACGAGGCCGAUCCAAAGGCCAACGUGACGGAGGAAUCAUUCAGCUCUUGCGGGAUCUGGCCGAUGGCAUCAUACAUAAACCACUGCUGCUACAGUAACUGCAGACGAGCUUUCAUUGGUGAUAUGAUGGUGGUUCGCGCUGCGCAAGACCUCGCGGCUGAUACAGAACUCACAUUUUGUUAUUACCCGCCCAGUCCUGAUGGAUAUGACAAGCGGCAGAAGAAGCUCCGGCACUGGAACUUCCGAUGCGACUGCAUUAUAUGCCAGGAUGAUCAGGCCACAAAGGAGAGUGUCUGGGCGAAAAGAAAGAAUCUGAGGGCUAGUGCGCAGAGAUACCUCAACUCUGACAGAACGACGGAUGCAGCCCGGAUUGAGACCAUCGUGGCUGCGCUCGCCGGUACAUACCAUCGACCGGCGUCUCAGGUGCCUCGUCUCAGUGUGGCGGAUGUCCAGCUAGCCCUCGCAAAGAUGUAUCUCGCGCGUCAGCAACCAGCCAAGGCCAUCGACUUGGGACUGGGAGCUCUGGAAUCUCUCGGUUAUGUCAUCCAUGGUGGAAGACUGCCGCGCACUCUGGGCACGCCUAUGGUCGUUAAGCGGUGGGGGCUGAUGCAGGAUCAUCAUGUUGAGUGCUAG
This is a messenger RNA of Fonsecaea multimorphosa CBS 102226, 2100 nucleotides long. RefSeq lists its product as uncharacterized. The transcript has 3 exons. The record is from RefSeq and is a predicted model, not a curated record. Bases 1 to 2100 code for a protein of 699 amino acids. Gene Ontology annotation, molecular function: protein binding. NCBI's taxonomy places the organism in Eukaryota, Fungi, Ascomycota, Eurotiomycetes, Chaetothyriales, Herpotrichiellaceae.